GGCACUUUGAUAUAUUGUAACGACAUCUCCCAAGUGCUGUCAUCAAAAACGAUGGAAUGAGCUUCUUCCUUCUGACUACCGCAAGAAACCCGUCUCUUUCGAUCCCGUCUCCAUCACAAAGCCGGUAUUGAAUCCAGCCAAGCUUUCACCGUUCCUUUUGUGCAUAGACGUUGAAAGAAACUAUCACGUGCGCUCUGAACAAUGCGACUCCCAGGCUUCCUCUUCACCAAACCAAUUGCAAAUACUGGCUCUGUCGCAAGGGAUCAUCUUGCAAACGAGCGAACGUUUCUAUCCUGGACACGGAGUGGUCUUGCUUUUGUCGCUCUUGGUGUAGCACUAGCUAAACUCAACGCUCUCGAAGCGCUAUCCCCAGCACUCAAGCACGAUCAUGACGAUUUGGGAUUGCCAUCGGCGGCUUUGGUAGGAUCCGGAGGAGGCUGUUUAAGCUAUGGGACUAUGCGAUAUUUUUCAAGCUUAAGGUUGUUGCAAAAAGGGCUCUUCAGGCCAAAUAUCGCAGGGGUGGCGUUUGUGGCUGUUACAAGCGUAGCAGUUGCUGGGGGUGGCAUUGUUUUGGUUGUUCAGCAAGAGAAAAAGACGAUACGAGAACGUCUUGGGAGUGAGAAACGAUGAAGGAUAUUUAUAGGCAGAAGGGAAGCGUCAAUGAAACCGUCAAUGAAGGGUAGUUAUGAGACAACAAGAAAUCCUUUUGCAGAGCAAUCAUAUGAAAGUUUUGGCCCCCUCAGAUGUGCA
Molecule: messenger RNA, 750 nt
Organism: Botrytis cinerea B05.10
Lineage: Eukaryota; Fungi; Ascomycota; Leotiomycetes; Helotiales; Sclerotiniaceae
Exons: 1
Coding region: 202-630 (142 amino acids)
Source: RefSeq, a predicted model, not a curated record